AUGUUCAACGCAAUCUAUAGAGCCGCCAACCUGCAGCGGUCGCAGAUAGCCACGGCGGAACUCAUCCAAGAGGCGACCAAACGAGACGUUGCGGAUAAGAGCAACUAUCGACCCAUCUCGUUAGCUACUAUCAUUGCCAAGGUGCUGGAUAGCCAGCUGAACGCGCGUUUAAACCAGUUUUUGCGAUUACAUGAAGCGCAAUUUGGCUUCCGUAGUGACCUGUGCACGGAAACCGCCAUUCUCGGACUUAAGCAUACAGUACAAUAUUAUACAAGUCGACGUACACCUAUCUAUGCUUGUUUCUUGGAUCUCUCACGUGCUUUUGACCUCGUAUCAUAUGACAUCUUGUGGAACAAGCUACGAGAGAGAAAUGUACCAGUCGAAUUGUUGCGUAUACUUCAGUAUUGGUACCACAACCAGAUAAACUACGUUAGGUGGGCCGAUAAGCUCUUGUCGCCAUACAGUUUGAACUGUGGAGUUAGACAAGGUGGGAUAACCUCGGUGAAACUUUUUAAUCUCUAUAUUAAUGACCUGAUUGUUGAGCUCAGCAGCAAGAAAAUUGGAUGUCGCAUUGAUGACGUAAGUAUCAAUAACAUCAGCUAUGCUGAUGACAUGGUGCUGCUGAGUCCAACAAUCAGGGCAAUGAGGAACUUACUGGCUUGUUGUGAGUCAUACGCUCUGACGCAUGGCCUAGUAUAUAAUGUGGCAAAAAGUGAAUACUUGGUCUUUGGGGCAGGUGGUGGUAAAUAUCCAGAGGUCGUACCUGUAAUUAAACUGAAUGGUACUGAACUAAAACGCGUCUAUCAAUUUAAAUAUCUAGGUCAUUAUGUGACUGCCGACCUUAAGGAUCAAGUGGAUAUAGAGAGGGAGCGUAGGGCGCUGGCAGUCCGAUGUAAUGUGGUGGCGCGAAGCCUUUGGACCAACUAUACGCAGCGGGCUGUCAGUGCUUUACGCGUCCAAUACAAUAAUGGAUUCAGGAUGCUGAUGGGGCUGCCUCGUUUCUGCAGUGCAUCUGGUAUGCUUGCUCAGGCAGGAGUUGAUGGAUGCCAUGCCAUCAUAAGAAAAAAGUCUGCUUCGCUGCUCUGCAGACUGAGAGCUAGCUCCAACUCCAUCCUGGGCACCAUAGCAUGGAGAUUUGACUCUCCGCUGUUACUAGGAAUUGUUCGUAGAUGCAUUUCGAACAAUAACCUAGUAACAAAAUAAUUUAAAUAUGAACUGUUUUAUUUU
This is a messenger RNA of Papilio machaon (common yellow swallowtail), 1227 nucleotides long. RefSeq lists its product as uncharacterized. Bases 1 to 1203 code for a protein of 400 amino acids. Lineage: Eukaryota; Metazoa; Arthropoda; Insecta; Lepidoptera; Papilionidae. The record is from RefSeq and is a predicted model, not a curated record. The transcript is spliced from 3 exons.